This is a messenger RNA of Ananas comosus (pineapple), 2220 nucleotides long. Its product is annotated as pentatricopeptide repeat-containing protein At5g66520-like. Bases 1 to 1296 code for a protein of 431 amino acids. Gene Ontology annotation, molecular function: RNA binding; protein binding. The transcript is spliced from 3 exons. Gene Ontology annotation, biological process: RNA modification. The record is from RefSeq and is a predicted model, not a curated record. Lineage: Eukaryota; Viridiplantae; Streptophyta; Magnoliopsida; Poales; Bromeliaceae.
AUGGCAGCCGUGGCGCUCCCACAGACCGCCCACCACGUCGUCUCCUCCUCCUCGGCGUCCGCCUUCGCCAUCCGGCGCGCCUCCUCCCCUCUCGAAGCCCUCUCCCUCUUCAAACUCCGCCUCCUCCGCCGCCGCCCCGCUCCCCCGGACCCCUUCGACCCCCACGCCGCCGUCUUCCUCCUCAAAUCCCUCUCCCCUCACCUCCCUCCUCUCCCACCCCCACGUCGCCUCCGCCCUCCUCCACUCCUANCCCCCUCCCUCGCCCGCCUCCUGUUCGACGAAAUCCCCCGCCCAAACCUCGUCCUCUUCAACACCCUCCUCUCCUCCCUCUCCCGCUCCUCCGCCCCCCUCUCCUCCGCCCUCUCCCUCUUCCACUCCAUCCCCCACAAGGACCUCGUCUCCUGGUCCGCCCUCCUCUCCGCCUGCCUCGCCCGCUCCCGCCCCGCCCUCGCCCUCUCCCUCUUCCGCCGCAUGAUGACGUCCCAUACUCAAUCUGUCUCUGCCCGGCUGCUCCCCGACCCGCAGAUGCUCGUCACCGUGCUCUCCGCCUGCGCGGCCGCCUCCUCGCCCUCCCUCUCCAGGUCCGUCCACGCCUACGCCGAGCGCCGCGGGAUGGACACCGGCUCCCACCUCGGCACCGCGCUCGUCGACUCCUACGCCAAGUCCGGAUUCCUCAAAUCCGCAUUCCGCGUCUUCGACCGCGUCCCCCCCGCCCGCCGGAACGUCAUGCACUGGACUGCCAUGAUCUGCGGCCUCGCCGCGCACGGCCACGGCAGAGUGGCCAUUGCAUUCUUCGAUGAUAUGCGCCGCUCCGGCGUGCGCCCCAACGAGAUCACCUUCACCGGGGUGCUCAAUGCUUGUUGCCAAAUUGGCCUCAUCGACGAAGGGCGGAGGUUCUUCGCAGUUAUGGCCGAGGAGUACGGCAUCGAGCCCGGAAUUCACCAUUACGGGUGCAUGGUCGAUUUGUUCGCCAAGGCCGGGCGGUUGGAGGAGGCGUACGCGAUCAUCCAGAACAUGAGGGUUGAGCCCAACAUUGUCUUGUGGACCUCCUUCUUGGCGGCGUGCAAGAAGCACAAGAAUUUCGAGAUCGCCGAGGAGGGGAUCGAGACGGUCAUGAGCAUGGCGGUUCCCGAUGAGGACGGCGGGGUGUAUACGCUCGUGUCGGAUUUGUACGCUCUGGGUGGGCGGUGGGACGACGUGGGGCGUGUGAGGAAGCUGAUGGAUGAGUCCAGGGUUAGAAAAAGCAGAGGGUCGAGCUUCAUUGCGGUGGAUGAGUGCAGAAGCUCCGUGAAUUGAUUUGUUCUAAUAGAAGAAGAUGACGAUGAUUUUGGUGUCGAAUCUGAACGGUAACCACUGCUUUGGAGAGAUCAUCGGGAGCUCCGGAUUAUUAAUUCGGAGAUUGGAAGAGAAAGCGGAGGAAUCUACUAAAUGAAUUCUUGCUGAGAUGGCUCAGAUAGCUGCACAAUUUAUCACUUGAUGGAUCUCAAUAGAGUAACAGAUGUAUUUAUUUGGCGAUAUGCUCAAUAAGCUGGUCGGAGAACCAUCUUAAGCGAAAUGUGGCAUCGAAAAUGAGACAAAAAGCUUUUGAAGGAACCAAGAUGAUUUGGUUUUGGGAAAUCAGCUAACGUCCUGACAAAGUAAUUCAGAUCCGUCGAGAGACAUUAGCUGUGUUUGAAUUCAGGAGCUUGUCACAAUCGCUUUGUUGUUGUUCAAUACUUUGGAAGGCAAAAUGCAAGGAAAGAUUUGUGCAACAGUGCCAGGUGUUUCUCCUUUCAACUGCGUCAGGAGAAGGCUUUUCUAAGGAUGACUCACAUGAUCAAAGUUCGUUCCAUCCACACCAUGCUUCUCAGAUAACACCAAUGUUCCCUUGCAGUCGUAGACAAAUUGAAUCGCAUUUAUUUCCUCUCCAUGCCAUAUAAGAAUCUCUCUGACUCCAUCAAAGUACCCAUCAUCCCACUCACAGCCAUGGUCGCCACCUCGAGGUCCGAUUUUGAUGAAUGUCUCUCCAGUUCGGCCGAUAUUCUUAAGAACAGCAGUACAUACAUGUAAUCAACUAUAGAAAGCGAAAUAAUACGAAGGAUUUCGCUAACAGCAGUUGCGAAGUCACAGAAAUAAUCUUACCAUCUUAGCAGGUGACAAAACUUUAAUUUGUCGCAGUUAUGCACUUGGUUGGAUCAGCUGAUACACUAAAAUUUGCUUCAAUUGGGUCCUUCUAUCGUA